This is a messenger RNA of Tricharina praecox, 948 nucleotides long. RefSeq lists its product as uncharacterized. The transcript is spliced from 7 exons. NCBI's taxonomy places the organism in Eukaryota, Fungi, Ascomycota, Pezizomycetes, Pezizales, Pyronemataceae. The record is from RefSeq and is a predicted model, not a curated record. The coding region runs from base 259 to 681 and encodes 140 amino acids.
GGCCAUGGUCGUGAAAUACUCGACUUCGACUUCGACUUCUACCCCGCCAAUCAAUCAUUCAUUCAUUCACCCCUGUGAGUCUGUAACCGUGUGUUUGAAUGCCACACCUCGGCCACACCUCUGCCACACCCAGUCAAGCUCGAGCUCGAAGUCGAGAUCAUACACACGGACACGGCAGUUCCGACCAGCCAGCCGGCAGAGCAAACGUCCAUAGCUUGAGAGGGAGAGCGAGAGACAGAUGAACUUCCUGUGGCCCUGAUGUCUCUGGUGUCUGGUCUCUGGUCUGUCUCUGGUCUGUCUCUGGUCCAUCUACCUAUAGCUCCACCGUACCGACUAUGUGCUCACUACGGCGUCCAUGAUUCGACCGGUAGUUCGACGGGUGUUAUGUGCGAGAUCUCGCAUUACCAACGCCCGCCCGCCGCGGCGCGCAACAUCCUCCUCCUGGCGCAUGGAUUGUUGUUGUUGUUGGAGGUGGUGGUGGUGGAGGCGGCCAUCGUCGUCGUUUGCGUAGGAAGAACGUCUGCAUUAUCUUCAUACUCUAUCGAUUUGGGUGACGGGCCCUUGGUUGCAGCGUUAGUUAGUUGGUUUGUGGGUACCAAUCUGUGGUGUUGUCUGCCUCUAAAAUUACUAGGCGCUUCGAGCUCGAGGCGGAAGAAGCUUUCGGCGUCGGCGUCGUCGUAGCAGUUGUCGUCGGAACUCACCUACAACUGCAAGCCACAGUUCUAGAAGGCUUGAUCGGGGGGAUGGAAUACAUAGGACGAUUUCGUUCGGGACUGGCCAUGCAACUGGAUCAUUGGUAGGAAGUAGUCUACAUACAUUCCGUCCUCUGCUCUGCAGUCGUGAAUGGCAGCAUCUCUCCGCGAAUGGUUCUACAUAGCUACUGCUAGUAUGGCCCUCUGGAGAGUGGAGUUACAUACGGUACACAUGAGAACUCGGACGGAAUGUGUG